This is a messenger RNA of Dicentrarchus labrax (European seabass), 4332 nucleotides long. RefSeq lists its product as uncharacterized. The record is from RefSeq and is a predicted model, not a curated record. The transcript is spliced from 9 exons. Gene Ontology annotation, biological process: regulation of autophagy. NCBI's taxonomy places the organism in Eukaryota, Metazoa, Chordata, Actinopteri, Moronidae. The coding region runs from base 262 to 3987 and encodes 1241 amino acids.
UCCAGGUUAAAUAAAAGGGUUUUAUUUUGUUGACCGGAAGUCAUGCGUUAAUCAGACCCUGCUGGUUGCUGUCUGCCCUCUUUCUGUGCGCAUUUUGGCAAAGUUUCAGUCUCCGGGAUGGAGAGCAUCCAGUCGGAUCUCUUCCGUGAGCUGUGAGCUGUGGACUUGAGGAGCUUUUUAACCUAUUUUUGAACCAUUAUGAUCAGUUUGAGCUAAGAAACCUGAUAAGACACCUGAUAGAGUCGUGGACAAUCAGUCAGGAUGAACAGAGACGCAAAGACUGCGCCCCGCAGCCAGAAACAACCCAGGACGCACCAGCAGGUUCCUGUCCAGAAGAGGAAGAAAGAUCCGUCUUCUAAAGACACUCAGAGUGGUUCUUUAUCCAAAGACUCAGCUCAGUCUGACUCUGGGAAGGAGGUGAAAUCUGCGGCACUGCAGGGAAAACGACCGGUGAAAGUGGCACCGGUUGUCCCCGCGGAGGGCCAGAGGAGCCCCGGCGCGCAGAGGAAACUGUCCGAUGCCAGCAACGCUUCAGAGGACUUGAGCAAAGACUCCGGGUGCCUGUCUGGGAAACUCUCCUCCUCAGACAGCAGCUCGGAAAUAUCCGAUUGCCCCUCGGAGGGCAGCAAGCACGACUCUCCGAGCUGCGACAAUGAAUUAAGCUGGAUAGACGCGGCAGCUUACGUGAGCCCGGACAGCGAAGGGAAAGGAGACGGCGAACAGUGCGCAAAGGCAGCGACGGAUAGCUGCGCCCCGACGCCUGAUACUGCUGGAGGGGGUGUCAGCUUGUUUAACUCCUCUGGGUCGUUUAUGGAGCUGAUGAUGGGAGAGACAACCGAGGAUCUUUCCAGGGAGGUGGAUGAUUUAAGAUCAGAAAACGAGUAUUUGAAAGAUGAGGUGGAGGAGCUUCGCUGUGAGAUGCUGGAAAUGCGUGACAUGUUCCAGGAGGAGGAGGUGUACCAGCUGCAGGAGCUGCGGCUGCAGCUGGAGCAGGCCAACAAGACCUGUCGCAUCCUACAGUACCGCCUCCGCAAGGCCGAGCGCCGCAGCAUCCGGGUGGCUCAGACAGGACAGGUGGACGGAGAGCUGGUCAGGAGUUUGGAGCACGAUAUCAAGGUUGGGAAGAGUGUGUCCCUCCGACUGUACAACGAGCUGGAGAUGGUGCAGAAGAAGAAUUCCCAGUUGGAGUGGGAAAACGAGGCGCUGCGAGAGAAGACACAGGAACUGGAAGUGGCCAAGCAGGUGUUACAGGCUGAGGUGGACAAAGCCAGAGAGAGCACUCUGAAGAAGAAAAGCAUCCGAUCAACAGUCAGUAAGUCUGAGAAGAGGCUCUCUCAACAGAUUGAGGAUGACAGCGCCGAUCUCAGGUGCCAACUCCACUUUGCCAAAGAGGAAUUAGCUCUAAUGUGCAAGAAGCUCACCAAGUUGGUAUCAGAGAGCGAGGCCAUGCGCGAGGAGCUGGCCAAAUACCGCUCAGCCUAUGGCGACAUAGACGUCAGCCAAUCGCUUGAAGGCAAACAAAACUCUGCCCACGCCAGGGAGGCAGAGGUCAAAGUUCACCUGAAACUGGUGGAAGAGGAGGCCACACUCCUAAGCCGGCGCAUCGUUGAACUGGAGGUGGAGAACCGUGGUCUGCGGGCAGAAAUGAGCGACCUGAGAGAGAAGAUGGGAAGAGGAGGAGGGGAAGAGGAAGAGGAAGAGAAUCGGGAUGUGUUGGAGGAAAAUAUGUCGGCUUCCACGCCGUUGAGGGACAGAGAGGGACGGGAGCAGAGUUUGAAAGUAGGAUGCACAAUGUACGAGCAGGGUCAGGAAGAGGAAGCAGAAAAUGGCAAAAAUGAGACAUCUUUGCUUUGCAACCAAUCGCAGACUGAAGGGACGAUUACUGCCUGUCAUAUUACUCGAGAGGGUCCUGUGGGUGGUGAGUGGGACCCUUCAGACAGUCCUGAGAAUGAUAACAACAAUAAACUCGACAGAGGUCUCAAAGGAAUGACAGUGAAAGACUAUGAAACUCUUCUAGCUCUCAGAGAUCAUUCCUGCAUUUUGAGUUCAGCCUUCCAGCUCCUGUCGACACCGCCAAAGAACGGCCACUGCUCAUCUCCCUCAUGUGCUUUUACCUCACAGACAGAGGUGGCACAGAAGAUACUCCUACCAGGGCCUUUGAAUGAGGCUUUGGAGCUUCUACAGGCCAUGCUCUUGGCUUUUAUUGGGAGGGUGGAGACGCUUCUAACGGGAGAUUUACUCUCUGUUCAGAAGGACGGACGUGCUCGGGAUUCCUACACUUUCUCCUUCCUUUCUGGAGACUGUGCAGAUCACAAUCAAAGUGAGCAGGAAUGUGUAGAAGACCUCCGCACCACAGAGGUAAAGGAGAGAGAAAAACAAACGAGACAAGCAACCUCCUUCCAACGGGACCUCAUCCACAGCAGCAGGGACCCAAAAAUGCGACUUUCCCUGCAGAUUCUGUGGAUCCUCCAUCAGUGGUGUCAAGUUAAAGGACCCGGGCUGGAGCGAAAAGAGGGUAAAGACAAAACCUUGUCUGUGCUGCGGGGGUUGCUGCAAGACCUUGGCGCAGAGCUUCGGGAUGAGCGGAUUGAAUUCAACAGUGAGGCCAAGGCCAGGCAGGACAAGGCAGAUGAGGGUGCCGUCAGCAGUAUCUUUCUCAAUGAACGAGACUCUGGAGCUGACAGAACUUGCAGCUCAAAAGAGAAAAGACUUCGGAGGCAGUUUUCUCCACGUGGCUGUACGAGGAAGAACUGGUGCUAUCUGACCCAGGAGGCUGCUCAGCUGGACCAAGAGGACCCCGUUAAGACGUGGGACCAUCUAAUCAUGCCGCUUAGCUUCCCUGAUCUUGACUUUGAGCAGAUGUCCCUGGAAAGAAGCCACACUGCCCCGGAGAAGUCGGCCUUCCGCAUCUACUACAGCCCCCCGUCAGCUCGCAGAGUCCAGCUGGCUCAGCUGAAGCAAAGCCCCGUCGCAGACAGAGAAUCUGUCAACACGACCUCUCCCUGGUGCACACCGCCGACCUCCUUCUCUCCGCUCUGUCUGGGCUCAUCUGCUAACCUAAGCGACGACAUGAAGGAAAUGACGGCCAGCUGGAUGCAGACGGUUCACGGCAGUUCACAGGAGAAGAGAGGGAGACUGCAGGGCCGGUGGGUCGACGUGGCCUGCGCAGGUACUCAGACCCUCAAGAAGCCACAGAUGGUGAGUGUUGGUCUGCAGACAGAUGGGACACACGGGUCAUUCUCUGUGAGAGGCAGUCCAUCCCGAGUCCUGAGCAACUCCCUGGUCUCUGCACGCUCUCACCACAUCUCCACCUCACUGGACGCGGUGCCAGGCAGAGUCGAAAGGUCCAGGGCCUCCACCUCCUCGCCUAAACUGUACCGGAGACACUCUGCAUCUGGUGCAUCCUCUCCCCCCUCAUCCACCAAUCUGUCCUCCUCCUCAUCCCCAUCUACUUCUAGAGAUCGAGCGCUGUGGAACCUGAAUCACCAAAGGGGACAGACCCACAGCUCUCUGAGCAGCGCCAAGCCUCCCAGCAAAUCUGCGGGUGCCAACCGUUACGGCAUGGUCACAGAGUUCCUGCGCAGGGUGAGUGGCCGGGUAGAGAAACCGGUACCGGUGUCUGGGCAGAAGACGAAGAGCGGUCUGAAGAACCUGGAACGCGUUCCAACGAGGCCUCCCGCCGCUCCGCUGCACAGGAACGACAGCGUGACGAGGAUCGUCAACCAGAGGUUCAUGAAGCAGAGAGAGGAGGCCGGUCGGGCCCAGAGGGAGGAGAAGGGGAGCAGCCUGAACCACGGAGUCCGACACAGCACGAGCACCGUCACAGCAGAGGAUGGAAACUAUGACUGCAGCUCCAGCAGCACCUUGACCUUCUGCUUCUCUCGGCCGUCUCGCUCCAACCAGAGACAAACAUCAACCCAGAGCAAACUCCAGCGCCACAGAUACUCGCCUCCAGUCAGCGCAGCCGCAGACUCCAACUGUGAGUGAACGGGGAGGACAAACAGCAGUUAUUCUGAUAUCUCUGGACAGCUGAGUGCAGUCAGAGCCACGGGGGAACGGAUUUAAAAUGUAAUGGUUGAACUGGGAGAACUGGUAGAUAAUAUGUGGGAUGUUUAGGAAAGCUUAUAGCUGUGUUUUCUUUUGGUGCAAUUCAUUACUCUCAUCACUUUUUAUAGAUGGGUUUAAUCUUGAUUUCAACUACAAACUACAAUGUAACAGAUUCUUCAUUCAUAUUUACAGUUUUAAACUUUCUGCAAAUUAAUUUUAUAUUAUCUUUAUGGUGUUUUGUAGAGAAUAACUUCAUGUUUUAUUGAAUAAACUUCUAAUAUCUGA